CAAUGAAGCAACAAGGUAUUCGGUAUUCCUGUUUGUGUUUGUGUUUGUUUCCUCUUUCUUUCUUUUAUCGCGUCAUCGAGUCUGUUCUGCUAAUUUUUGAUUGCUGAUGGUCUUAAAUUAAGAUUUAUAAUAAUGUGGGUGGUUGUCCACUUCGUUGAGGAGAGUAAUGUUGAAGUGGUACCAUGUUCAUGGUUUGAUGGGGAUUCCUGUUGGUGGCCACAACACAUCACCAGUGAUAAAAUAAAAAAACUGGUUGAAAAAGAAAUUGCGCCAGGCUCUAACUCAUGUACGUGGGCAAAAUAUAAGGCCAGAACUAUGGGCAAAGAAUAUUAUGAUUCACUAUUCGCAAUAGUUGCAAUCAAGCGCAGUACACUAGCGAUAUUGGCAGUGAUUCCAACAGUGGGAAGAGGAAAAGAACGCUGAAGCGGCCUCGUAUAUACUCAUCUUCAGAUGAAGACGACCCUGCUGCUGUGACGCCUGCUUCAGUAGUUUGCAGUAGCCCCGGCUUAUUAAUACCCUCAUUCCGGAAUCUUCAAACGAGCCAAACCAGCUGUUUCAUUCCUCAACACCAAAAUGUUCAGAAUCUACAGAAAGAGGUGACAAUAGCUUCAAAAAAUAUCUUGUGCGGCAAAUAAACUUGAUAAAAAUGAGACUCAACAAAAUUGAUGAGACUCAAGAGACGAUUGUUUCUCUGCUGCAAGAAAGGGAAGGAGCAGUUGGUCCAUUACCGGUUGCUCCAACACCUCAGCAGCCGGACAUAAUCAUGAAUAUCAAGAACCAGUUGCCCAUUACAACUGACGAAAAAAUGGAUAUUGUGGAGGAUGAGCUGUCAACCAAGGAAAAGAUGGAAGAAAUGGCAAGAUAUCUUUCAAGCAGUGGUGGAAACACAAUUCCUGAAAUUGUCAGACGAAUUCUGAAAUCCACUAUGAGUGACCAUUUUGCUGCAAAUUAUAGCUGGAUCGGAUUUAAAAAGAAGAAGGUCUUCUCCUCUCUUCAUCUGAAGGAAGCCAUUUUUAGUGGAGUAAGACGUAAUUCAAGAACAUCGUCUGCGUCGGAUGCAGAAAUUGAAGAUGUCAUAAAAACGUGGGUGAAAUACGCAAAAGCAAGAUUCCAGGCCAGAGAAAAAAAAGGAAAUUCAAACUGAUUUUGUUCCAAACUAAAUGAAUAAUAAAUGAAUAACUUAUUCCUGAGUA
This is a messenger RNA of Nilaparvata lugens (brown planthopper), 1193 nucleotides long. RefSeq lists its product as uncharacterized. Bases 647 to 1144 code for a protein of 165 amino acids. The transcript is spliced from 6 exons. The record is from RefSeq and is a predicted model, not a curated record. NCBI's taxonomy places the organism in Eukaryota, Metazoa, Arthropoda, Insecta, Hemiptera, Delphacidae.